GACAGCGUUGAGGGAGGACGCAGACGGUCCAGGCCUUCAAUUUCUCACAACAUUAUUUCCGCUGACAAGUUGACCUCAUAGUUCCCGCACAUAGACUGUGGCGGCGAUGAGAGUGGUGGUGGUGGUGUGGAGGUGUGGUGGUGCACCACAUCUGUGGCUGGUCUUAGUGGCUGGGUUAGCCGUCAUCUCCUCUGCUCAGAACCUGCCUCCUCUCCCAACCGGUUGUGUCGACGAAGGCGCAACAGCGAGCCUGGGGUCGGAGACGUCGUCCCUCGCCUGGUGUCGUCUCUCUCAGCGACAAUGUCUGGAGUUCUGUCGCGGCAACAACUUCACUAUGUACGCCCUUCAGCCCAACUGUACUUGUUCCAGUGGCACUACCGGUACAAGUGUGGCCGGCCAGCCGUACGCCUCGUCCUGCUCUGACCUCUACUACAACCACAAUGUCUUCGUGUCUGGUAACUAUCUCAUCCAGCUCCCAGAUGGCGCUAUCCUCCCCGUCUACUGCGACAUGGAAGGUCGUGAGAUCUGCAAUGGUAGUCUGGUCCACGGGGCGUCGGGACACGCCGUCCUGGCCAACGACGGGAGCGGCGCCGCCUCCAACGACGUCUUCAACAACCUAUCACCCUACGCCACACCCGCCACGCCAUAUGUGUCCAGCAUGGCGGUGCAGAUCAACUUCCGGAGGAAGGUGAUUAUCCAGGGGAUGUACCUGAGUGGCGAGGCUGCCAAUUAUGUCUCCUCCUUCACCCUCUCCUACCUGUACCAGGAUGCUGUCAUGACUGGUAUGACUGGUAAUGAUACCUACCUGUACAGUGACACGGCCUAUGGCAGUCCUCAAGUUGUUACUGCGAUCUUAGGCUCGGCUGUUGUCCUCCGACCCUUCGUAGCCGACUCUGUCACCCUCCAUGUUGUCGGAACUGUCGGGCAGCCUCACCUCAAGUUGGACUUCUACGGGUGCGCCUUCAACGCCACCACCGAGGUGGGUCUGCCCGCGCAGUUCUCGCCGUGGUCCUGCGCGCACUGGCCCACUCCCAACAGUUCUGUGACUGUGAGCAAGACCGCGGCCUCUGUCGCCUCCCUCGCCGCCACUGGCACCCCUUAUGCUACUCUCUUUACGAUGAACGAGACAGUGUUCUGGGCUCUGCCUGAGAACAUUCCCUUGGGAUUAACUGGUCCUGGCGUCUCCUGCGCUACUGCUACCUGUCCUCUCCUCACCCUCUUGGACCAGAUUUCAGGGGUGACUAUUCAGUGCGGGAACAACGCCGCCUUCGCGUCGAACCUGACUGACGCUUACCAGACCAUAAGGACUGGCAAAACUACCAACAACUGCUCCUAUGAUGCCAUUGUUGCCUUUUAUAAGAUGAAAACUGUGUUCUAUGGUUACCACUUCAUGUGUCCCAAUGAGAGUCCCGACCUUUACACCAUGGCCUAUACUUACUACCAGGAGAGUGUAUCCAUGUGCUUUAACGCCAGUGGUAAGAAUGGUACAGCUGUUGCCGUAGCGUCGACAUUCUCCUUCUGUGUACCAGGAGGUCCGGUGGGCGCCACGUUCCUGGCCCCACUCUACAGGAACAGGUUCUUCCAGUGCAAUUUGGACUAUACUUUCAUACUGAGUACUAACUUCAGUGGGACUUAUGUGGAGUCAAGUAACUCUGGACCUAUUAUGAACCGGCGAACUGUAGGCCUAAUCAGCACUGGGUACUGUGCAUGCCCCUACACCACCAAGGGGAACAUACCCAACCAGCAGUCCUUCAUCUGUGCUCCGGACUUUACCUACUACCUCAAUACCUUCGUUGGAUGUGAAUUGUUACACUGCGUCAACGGCACACCGGCAGCUGCCCCUAUGCAAGGCUCUCGUGUAUGGGACGGCAGCACUACUGUCUACGGCACUGUCAUCAACUACACCUGCAAUGCUAAUUUCGUGUUCAAUACUUACGGGUUCCCAUCGUCAUUGAUAUCGACUUGUGGAUGUCUCUCGAAGUGGACCUACGAAGUUCUUGAUCCCACACUACAGUUGCCUUCGUGCGUGGCCGUGUGCCCAACACCCUCGACUCUGGCUACAGGAGCUGUUGUGUUGUCCCUAAGUCAUACCCCGGCCAUCAACGGUACUGUGGUGACGUACACAUGCCCCGGACAGACCACCGGUACCGGAUACUUCGCAGACUAUACAACCACCAAGACGUCUGUCUGUCAGGGUGACCACACCUGGCUUCCUGACCCGAGUACUUUCCUUCGCUGUGUUGAGGUGGUUAAUCUGGGCCCGGCGCCAACGAUAAUGAAUGCUGUGGCGACAGAAAACGAGAGAUGCGUCCGAUACUACGAUGAUAAAACCCUCAUCCAACCUGCCAAUGUUACGUACACCUGCGGCACCUGGGUGACUGUCACCCUCACCUUUGUCACCUUGAACUGUUCCUGGAGCGGCGUGCCGUCGACGCCCUGUCUGGCGCCAACAACCACCGUGGCAACCACGACCACAACAGCGGCGCCCACAACUACUACAACAGCAGCAGCGGCCACAACAACAACCUCCACACCAGCCCCCACCACAACAGCGGCCCCCUCAACAACAACUACAACAGCAGCAGCUCCUUCAACAACAACAACAGCAGCAGCUCCUUCAACAACAACCACUACUACAACAACCACAACAACAACACCAACAACCACAACCACCACAACACCACCACCUCCAGCCCAACCACCAGGUGAGUUAACAAAUAUAUUUCAACUAGACAUUAACUAUCAAACAAAUCCGAUAUUUGAAUAUACAAUGAAUAACUAUAUAUAUAAUUGUUGAUACACCAUGAAUAAAUUGUUCAUGAUAUAUAACUAAUAUUCUGUAAUAUAUCGUAUAAAUUAUUCCCGAUAAUCAAUACAAUUCACAUAAAAUAUUAAUGAAUCAACUUUUGAAAUUGGCUGAAUAAAAUUUCAAUUAUUUCUUUUAAUUAAUAUAAGACUUUAGAAUCUUAGAGGAAGCAUUAUGUCCCUAACGAGUAUAUAAGACUCGUGUGAGUAACUAUUGCAUGUAUAUCUAUUUUUCAGCACAUUUCUUACGAAUAGACUAUUGAUAUGGGAUGAAUUACACAUGUUGAUAUAUUGAAAUGAAUAACAUUUGAAUAACAAGUUCUUUCAUGAUAUAGAAAUUGAAUGAAAAGUUAUUUUUAAUAUUUUAAUGAUUUAACAAAACAAUUUUUGACCUAUAGGUGGAGCUGCGAUGUCUCGCGAUAGAACGACUUCUAUUUCAAUGGUGUAUGCUAAUAUUGUCGAAGGUUUUUCUUUCAGAUUAUUCAGGCUUAUUCCUCUAUAUUCUCUCUAAUUUUAACUUCUUCUGUGUAUUUCCUCUCUGUUGCCUCCUGUGUGUAUGUGUUGUGUGUAUCUCCUGUGCGUGUGUGUUCACACAU
This is a messenger RNA of Procambarus clarkii (red swamp crayfish), 3401 nucleotides long. NCBI's taxonomy places the organism in Eukaryota, Metazoa, Arthropoda, Malacostraca, Decapoda, Cambaridae. The record is from RefSeq and is a predicted model, not a curated record.